AUGGAUUCAGAGUUUCUACAAUAUGAGUUAGACUAUUACCCAGUCUCCAUCUACCAGUUUAUGUGUGUUCCACUUGCUUUAAUAUUCUACCACCUCUCCAUCACAGGGCACCUGUCUUUAACUGCAAGAUACAUUUUCCUUCUGUUUGGAGGGUCUCUUAUGGCAGUUGUUUCUAUGGGGCCCUAUGCCAUGCUGGUACUCCUACCUGCUGUUCUCUCAAUGAUACUCAUACACUCUCUGGAGCCCAGGAGUGUCCACAGAUGGACCUUCCUCACUCAGAUGACAUGGCUGACCCUCUGCCAUCUUUGGCUGCACUAUAAAGAAUAUUAUCUGCAAGAAGCAGCGGACAUUAAAUACUCAAUAGCACUGUCAAGUCUGAUGCUGUUAACACAAAGAAUAACAUCAACGUCAUUAGAUAUUCAUGAAGGUAAAAUCACAACUCCAAUAAGAAUUAUGCAACAGAACCACCUGGAAUAUGAAUUGCUUCAUAGUUUUCUGUCAUAUCUUAGCUAUAUGCUGAAUUUUCCUGCACUAUUUGGUGGGCCUUUGUUCACUUUUAAAAUGUUCAAAACUCACAUGGAAAAUCUUAAAAGAGCUGAUCGUAAAUGCAUAACCAGCCCCUUGUGGCCUUUUGUAAAAAAGUGCAUUUUAUUUCUUCUCUUGUCGAAGUUGAGGAUAUUUGUAAGAAAUUCUAUUCGUGACCAAGGGCCCCUUCAAUGGAAUGCUCCUAUAGACAUUUUACUGAUUUGGAUUACAGCUUUAAUGUUCAGAUUAGCAUAUUACUCACAAUGGCUUCUCAAUGAAUCUCUUAACCAUUUAAUUGGUUUGGGUUUGGAAAACACAAAGUCUGAAAAAACGACACUCUCCGAUACUGAUAUCUGGACACUUGAAACAACCACUCAGAUAUCCGUGUUUGCUCGAACGUGGAAUAAAACAACAGCUGACUGGCUGAGGAGGAUUGUGUUUCAACAAUGCAAAGUUCAGCCUCUGCUGGCAACCUUUGCAUUUUCAGCAUGGUGGCAUGGUCUGCAUCCAGGACAGAUCUUUGGAUUCAUCCUGUGGGCUCUGGCAAUUCAAGCAGACUAUCAUAUUCACCGACAUGUGGAUUCUCUUAUUGUGAGAUCAAGGCUUCUGAGAUUUUUCUAUAGACCUGUGGCGUGGCUACAAACCCAGCUGGUAAUUGCAUAUAUUUUGGUAGCUGUGGAACUGCGGAGCUUUACCUGUGUGUUGCUACUUUCGAUGGGCCCGGCCAGCAGCAAUCCCUGGGGCACACCUCCAAUCGCAGGCCUCCAGCCUGAAAAACAACCUUUCGCCACCACCUUCUGCUUUGAAGCCAAUUCUGUGUUCAGCCAACAUGUCCUUGUCAAAGGCCUUACAUGUAAUUCACUUCUGCUGCCCUGCGCUCACUGA
Messenger RNA from Amblyraja radiata (thorny skate), 1410 nucleotides. RefSeq names its product membrane bound O-acyltransferase domain containing 4 (gene mboat4). The coding region runs from base 1 to 1410 and encodes 469 amino acids. Gene Ontology annotation, cellular component: endoplasmic reticulum membrane. Gene Ontology annotation, molecular function: serine O-acyltransferase activity. The record is from RefSeq and is a predicted model, not a curated record. Gene Ontology annotation, biological process: peptidyl-serine octanoylation; lipid modification. NCBI's taxonomy places the organism in Eukaryota, Metazoa, Chordata, Chondrichthyes, Rajiformes, Rajidae. The transcript is spliced from 4 exons.